Messenger RNA from Bacillus rossius redtenbacheri, 366 nucleotides. RefSeq names its product dosage compensation protein dpy-30-like. Bases 1 to 366 code for a protein of 121 amino acids. Gene Ontology annotation, cellular component: Set1C/COMPASS complex. The record is from RefSeq and is a predicted model, not a curated record. NCBI's taxonomy places the organism in Eukaryota, Metazoa, Arthropoda, Insecta, Phasmatodea, Bacillidae. The transcript has 5 exons.
AUGUGUUCACAGGCAGUACCUGGACCAGACAGUGGUGCCCAUCCUGCUGCAAGCGCUCUCCACUCUCGCCAAGGAGCGUACCUGGACCAGACAGUGGUGCCCAUCUUGCUGCAAGCGCUCUCCACUCUCGCCAAGGAGCGGCAGUACCUGGACCAGACAGUGGUGCCCAUCUUGCUGCAAGCGCUCUCCACUCUCGCCAAGGAGCGGCAGUACCUGGACCAGACAGUGGUGCCCAUCUUGCUGCAAGCGCUCUCCACUCUCGCCAAGGAGCGUCCGGCCGACCCCAUCAACUACCUAGCAGCGUUCCUGCUGAAGAACAAGUCGCAGUACGACACCAGCUCCGUCUCCACCGCUCCCAGUCAGUGA